GAAAAAGGCGGAAUUAGCGUCGUAUUAAAGAGCUUCAGACAGUCAAUAACCUUCGGCUUAAUACAAGUCGCAUGGUAUUUGUGCUUACAGACUUACGAAAAUACUGGAUUAUUUUUCAAGCAGAGCAAGUAGAUAUGGUUUGUUCGUGAUUUCAUCUCCUAUAGAAAUUACAAGCGUAACAGAUUAAGACGAGUUACUGUCAGUGCCAGGCAUAUAUAGGUGAUGCACCUAAUAUUGGUCUAAAACAGUUGGUAUCCCCCUCCCGCAGUUCGUUGUUUUGUAUAAAGCUGUGAUAUAUUCCAUUGUCGGCGUGUUGGUUUCAAUGUACAGUUUUUACGAUGUGAUGCAUUGUUGUUUAAGGUAUAUUUUAUAUAAGAUAGAAAUGCAUUGCUUUUAUCCCGUUUUGCAUUUGGCGUUUCAAACGGCACAUAAAUGCUAAGAUGUCACUUUCAUAUCAACCGUCUCCAGCAGCAACGAUGCCAACGACUCCGUCCACGCUUGGGUAUAACGCGACUAAUAUAUUACUUGGAGUGACAGCGGCAGAAAGCCAGCGCCAGGAAACAGCGCAAAUGGUUUUGCUAAUAUGCAUUUUGGCGGGCGCUUGUAGCUUGUUAACGAUCGUCGGCAACGUGGUCGUCAUCGUUUCGUUUUUCAUCAACAAAAGUUUGCGAAACUUCAGCAACUACUUGAUCCUAAGCCUCGCUAUAAGCGACCUUACUAUUGGCGCUUUUUCCAUGAACGUGUACACUUCAUAUAACGUUAAAAACGAAUGGAUACUUGGCGAAGUUAUGUGCAAAGCUUGGUUGGCUGUUGACUACACUGCUAGCAAUGCGUCCGUGAUGAACCUGCUGGUAAUUUGUGUUGAUAGGUACCUUGCGAUUACAAAGCCAGUAAAGUACAGGAAAUGGUGCACCCCACAGCGAGCCGCCAUCGCAAUUGCUGGUGUGUGGAUCCUGUCCUUCCUAAUGUGGUGCCCAGCCAUAGUUCUGUGGGACCUGUUUUCCACCGAUACGAAGAUGCCAACGAAUGAUUGUUACAUUCCGUUUAUGAAGGACAACGCAUGGGUUACAGUAGCAACCAUAGUCGGUGCAUUCUAUAUUCCAGCAACUGCAAUGUGCGCGUUGUAUUACCAAGUGAUCAGCAAACUCCGCAAGCGAAGACUUGGGUUAAGGUCAUUAGCGAUCAAGGACACGCUAACGAUGGCUGUACCACUUCCUGUCAAUACCAACAACAUAUCGAGAUCGGACGAAAAGAAAUCGUUUUCUUCCAAUUCGCCGAGCGCUGUUGAUGGACAAGACAAAUGUGACCAACAUAAUAAACAAGUUGUCUCACCCCGGGACAGUAGGGACAACCCGUCAGCCGCAGCGACCCUCGCUAACACAACGACUUCUCUAUUAAUGGCAACCACUGUGGAAAAUGACUUGAAACAUUCUGACACAGCUGAAACGAACAGCACCCUCCCGCAUGAAGCUACAAUGCCACUUGUAACCAGACGUUCAGCGAGCAUCGCGAAGGCGAAUUCAUUUUCGUCCAUAAUUCGUAAAAACUCGGGUAGUAAAUGCUUCUACCGUGAGCCACAGCGGGUGGUAAGAGAACGAAGAGUGACGGUGCUUCUAAAGUUUAUCCUCACGUGUUUUAUUGUGCUGUGGUUACCUUACAGUUUGAUUAUUCUUGUGACAAGCUUCUGGCCAUCGUGUAUGGUUCCUAUUUACAUUUGGAAUCUCAGUUACUGGCUUUGUUAUUUGAAUAGCACGGUGAACCCAUUUUGUUACGGAUUCUGCAACGAGAAUUUUCGCCAAACUUUCAAAGUUAUUAUAACGACAAAAUGGUGGAGAAAGGAAGUGCGAAAAAGUUUACGAUUAAGUCGUCGUACAAGUAAUGCACCAUACAGGUUCUCAACUAUGCUACAUAAAAAGCGAGAGGACCUCCCGCGAGCAAAAAUGCGGGAGCGUUUUAAAUCCACGUAAAACCAUGUACAUUAUUUCACUUGAGCUGUUUUACUCCAUUGUCACAUAUGUCUUUACUCCAUCAUGUUCGUCUACCAUACACCGUGUUAUAAAAUACCAAGUCGUCGCA
Ciona intestinalis (vase tunicate) is the source of this 2076-nucleotide messenger RNA. RefSeq names its product muscarinic acetylcholine receptor M2-like. Gene Ontology annotation, molecular function: G protein-coupled acetylcholine receptor activity; G protein-coupled serotonin receptor activity. Lineage: Eukaryota; Metazoa; Chordata; Ascidiacea; Phlebobranchia; Cionidae. The record is from RefSeq and is a predicted model, not a curated record. Gene Ontology annotation, biological process: G protein-coupled receptor signaling pathway, coupled to cyclic nucleotide second messenger; chemical synaptic transmission; adenylate cyclase-inhibiting G protein-coupled acetylcholine receptor signaling pathway. Gene Ontology annotation, cellular component: dendrite; synapse; plasma membrane.